CUACUGUUGCGGCGUGUGGAUUACUGAUGGGAAAUGUCUGACAGAGUCAAACCUCUGACCUCUUUCUUCAUUGAGGAUAUUCUAUCCAUCAAGGAUGGAGGGAGAGCCAAAUGCAGCUGCUCACCUGGGACGGACAGAUGGGAGGAGGAGUCAGAGAAGCUGUCCGAGUCUGGCACUGAAGAGCCAACAGAGUCCCCGCACCCGUCCACCACCGAGUCCAACUCUAUCACCUCACCGGAGAAACAGAAGCGCUCCAGAGCCGCGUUCACGCACCUGCAAGUGCUCGAACUGGAGAAGAAAUUUAACCACCAGAAGUACCUGUCUGCCCCAGAGAGGGCUCACCUGGCCAGAACUCUGAGGCUGACCGAAACCCAGGUGAAAAUCUGGUUCCAGAACCGCAGGUACAAAACCAAGAGGAGGCAGCAAGCGUCGGAGUUGAGCAAGGACAUGUACAAGGCAGAGAGUCUGGACCACAGAGACAAUCUGAUCCGCUCAUCGUUGCUCAGCUCUUUCUGUAAAGUCUAUCAGCACCGACCAUACAUGUGGGACUAUAGCGCCCCCUGGGGAACGACGCUUUGGUGACUGCCAUCUCUUCUUAGUGACUUUGAAGCGAAAUAUCACAAUUUAUUUCACCUUUUUUUUUUAUCAAAAUGAGUGUGACUGUAUCAAAAUUCAUCCCAUAUAAGGUAUACUUCUUUAUUAAAUUAAUAUGAAAAUAUUUGUGCAAAAGGGGUUGUAUAUUUUUGCAAUUGCUUGGAAAGUAGAGAAGUAAAGAAGAGGGGAACAGAGGUUUCCACGGCGACUCUUGAAGGUUGAUUUAAAACAAGAUAAGAGAUACUAAGCUUUUUACACUGUGACUGUAUGACAUAUUUGUCAAUGUCGGUUUGGACUAUCAUGCAUUUUAGACUUAGACUUAGAGACUUAGACUUGACUUUAUUGAUCCCUUUGGGAUGACUCCCUCCAGGAAAUUUACGUUUCCAGUAACAAUAGAGGCAAGAAAGGGCAUGCAGUUAGGAAGAGCAUCACACAGAGAAUAAAAAAGAAAUACAAAUGAAAUAAAAAUAAUAAUACUAAUAACCUGGAAGUAAAAAUACAAUUGAAAAUAAAAUAAGAUUAAAUAUAUAUAUAUAUAUAUAUAUAAUAAAAAAAUAUAAAAAUAAAAAGGUUAAAAAUUAAACUAGAUUAAAAAGGGUUAUUGCACCGCAGGGAUGGUUAUUGCACACAGAAACAGAAGAUCAGGAUGAGGAUCAGGAAGGACAAACUCAUGAGGCCUCAGAUUGAAGACACUACCAGAAUGGAGAAAAAUCAAUGUGUACAUGACCAACCUAAGUGAAAAGGCAGUGGCUGGAACGUGGAUUUAUAAUUGGAUCAAAGGGUGAACUACUCCACACAUAGUGGAAAAUGUCAUUCUUGUCUUAAAGAAUAAUUCAUUUACAUUACAGUUACUAAGAUGUUUGAAGAGACAUGUACUAUCAUAGGGACUAAAGAAAGAAUAGACAUGACUUGGAAAAAAUAAGUUUUUUCUUCACUCAAAUAUAUGAAAUAUAUAAUUAUUGUCUGCAAUAUGCUUCAUUCACAGCGGUUCAACGAUGCUAUCGUGUAUAUUUUGUCUUUAAAUUUCAACAGCUUCUUUAUAUAAAUAAAAAAUGCCUGUUUAAUCUGUUUAAUUUCUUUUUUUUCUGCAGCUUUAAUUUAUUUUGAGUGACUCAGAUGGUUGAAUCAAAUGUCUCACAGGUGAAAUAUUUGUUUGAUAGUUUUAUGCGGUUUUUCCCCCAAGAUAGACAAUGAGAGCAGUGGAAGAAUAAAAGGUUUGGAACUAGGUCAGAAUGACAAAAAUGCCGAUGACCUCAUGAUAACGCUUGAUAGUGAAGGAUUGUGAAGAAUGAACAAAUGAAAGAGCAGAUUUAAUGUGGCAGA
Synchiropus splendidus (mandarinfish) is the source of this 1917-nucleotide messenger RNA. It is a transcript of the gene nkx3-1, whose product is annotated as NK3 homeobox 1. Gene Ontology annotation, cellular component: nucleus. The coding region runs from base 34 to 582 and encodes 182 amino acids. Gene Ontology annotation, molecular function: RNA polymerase II cis-regulatory region sequence-specific DNA binding; DNA-binding transcription factor activity, RNA polymerase II-specific. The transcript is spliced from 2 exons. Gene Ontology annotation, biological process: cell differentiation; regulation of transcription by RNA polymerase II. NCBI's taxonomy places the organism in Eukaryota, Metazoa, Chordata, Actinopteri, Syngnathiformes, Callionymidae. The record is from RefSeq and is a predicted model, not a curated record.